CUUCUCAUAACAAACUCACUGUCUCUCUCUCUCUGUGACAUGAUGCUUUUGUGAGAAGUACUUAACUACUUAUAUAGGUUCCAAUCACUCUUCAAUUUACAAGUUUUCUUGCUUCCUCUUCCUCCUCCUCCAUCUCCAUUCCCUUCUGCUCAUAUCCAUUAUUCUCAGCAAAUAUGGAUUAUGCAGAAGAGAAUGGGUUCUGUACUACUUUUGAAGAUUUUUGUGACCUUAACAACAACGAAGGAGGCAGCAUCAGAAGAAGCAUGAUCCGGAAGAGAAGAUAUGGAGAUAAUGAUAAUAAUAAUAAUCAUGAUGAUGAAGAAAAUGACGAUGGCACAAGAUUCAAAUCCAAGAACCUCCAGACUGAGAGGAAGAGGAGAGAGAAGCUCAGCAGUAGACUCUUGAUGCUGCGAUCUUUAGUCCCAAUCAUCACAAAUAUGACCAGAGCUUGCAUAAUUGAUGAUGCCAUCACCUACAUCAAGAAAAUGCAAACCCAGGUGGAGAGUCUCACUCAGGAGCUUCAAACAAUGGAAGCAAAGGCGAAUUCGCAGCCCCUGAAAACAGAAAAUCAGCUGAAAAUAGAUGAAUCGGAGGAGGAAGAGGAGGAGGAAGACAUGAAGAAAUGUGGUACUCAGGUAGAGGUGAAGGUGACUCAAAUUGAUGUGAACAAGCUGUGGAUGAAGAUCAUCAUUGAGCAGAGAAGAGGAAGAGUGAAGAAAUUGAUUGAAGCCAUGAAUUCUCUUGGCAUCGAUCUCUUAGACAUCAAUGUCACCACCAUAAAAGGAGCUUUCCUCAUCACCACCUCCAUUCAGGAAAACAAUGGUGAAAGGAUUGGAGCAAAGGAAACUCAGGAGUUAAUGCUUGAUGUUAUUAGGACUAUAUAGUAUUCUCAGUUAGUAUCUCAUGAGUUCGAUUCUUUUUUGUUACCUCUUCUCUCUGAGUUUGAAU
Prosopis cineraria is the source of this 948-nucleotide messenger RNA. Its product is annotated as transcription factor DYT1. NCBI's taxonomy places the organism in Eukaryota, Viridiplantae, Streptophyta, Magnoliopsida, Fabales, Fabaceae. The record is from RefSeq and is a predicted model, not a curated record. Gene Ontology annotation, cellular component: nucleus. Gene Ontology annotation, biological process: regulation of DNA-templated transcription. Bases 174 to 884 code for a protein of 236 amino acids. The transcript is spliced from 4 exons. Gene Ontology annotation, molecular function: protein dimerization activity; DNA-binding transcription factor activity; sequence-specific DNA binding.